Messenger RNA from Protopolystoma xenopodis, 2184 nucleotides. Lineage: Eukaryota; Metazoa; Platyhelminthes; Monogenea; Polystomatidea; Polystomatidae. The record is from the annotation of a GenBank genome assembly.
AUGUGCCUGCGCAUGUGUCCACCUGGGCCCAUUUUGCCGACAAGCCAGAGAAAAGCAUGGGCCCUAGCCGAAAGUGGACGGCAAGCUGUCGUUCUGGUAUUCUCUCGCAGUGGGCGUCCCGGUCAAGAACAACUUUGUCCUGCCCGGCGAGAUGGCUGUGAAGAGAGAUCAGAGGGCAGCGAGAACUUUGAGACGCCCAAGUGGAGAAGACGCCCGGCGGAACGGCUACGCAGUCGGUCUGCUGCCAAAGCCGGGGUGGAGGCAGGGGGCGCUGGGUGGGCAAGCCAGAGUGGGAAUAGCGCGCGUAGGCGUUCGGCUCAUGUGCCUCUCGGCUGGCCUGGCUUCUGCGUUCGUGUCGCCCUUGAGGCUCGUGUAGGCCUAAAAUCCGUUGCUCUUAGCCUGGCACACGUCUCUUGCUUCUUCCGAAUGUUCACUUGCACGUCUGUCCGUAUGUCCGUCUGUGCCCGUCCCUCGGUCUGUUACCGCGCUCUCUUGCCUGCGCCUCAACGCCCGGGCAAAUCGAUUGCCAACACGGGCAGGUGUUGGCUGCGCGUCGACCAGCUUGCCUGCCUGCUCUUCAGGCCUCUGGGCCUAUACUGCACGAAUGGCCGAGGCCUGUGCAUGCCUUCAUGUGUGUGGAGAGUGCGCUUCUGUGCCCGCAUCGGUCUGGGACAGUCUGGGAGACCAGGCCGCAAAAGCCCAUUUGCAGAAGGCUUCAUCCGAGCCCGACUGCCGAAAGAAAUAGCCACUUCUUUGAGCAGGCUCAGCCGACCUGUCUGCAAUCCACUACGUGGUCUUCGAAACUACUUUUGUUGUGCGCGCGCGCCACUGUACCACUCUGUCCCCUCGGCGCGCAUGUCUCGUCGACUGGACUCGGGUAUCAAUGGAGCCUAUCGAUUUGGGAUAACAAGCAAUCGAAUCGCCGUUCCAGCCAAUCCGACCCAGUACAUUGGGCAUCUUACCGUCAGACGACAGCGAAAGCAAGAGCCGACUGUACGGCCAGCCAGACAGCGGGUCAACCAACCGGGCAGCCAUUCUCUCAACCUAUCGCCCAGCCAGCCAGCCAGCCAACCAACCAACCAACCAACCAACCAGCCAGCCAAGUUUGAAUCAGCCUUGUCCGUGCUCGAGGUGGUUUCCCGGCUCGACCGCGGUCCCUCGCUCUGGAAAUCUACUUCACUCACCCACCGUCUAUGGGGACCGUUUGAGCAGGAGCUCGACAGCCUGACUCGUCUUCUUCUCAUCCUCCGUCUGAAAGCGCCAAGCAUGCCUCAAUGCUGUUUUGCUGGAUGCCACAACCGAACGGAUGACGGUCGUGGACUCAGCUUUUUCCGUUUUCCACGACGUGAUGCCGCCAGGACAGUCGCCUGGGUGGCCGCCUGCGGCCGCAAAGAGUUCACCCCUUCGCAGCACUCCCGAGUCUGUUCACGUCACUUUUCGACAGACGAAUUUGAGCGUGACUACCGAAGCGACUUGGCGAACGGGCCGCCACGCCGUCUCAGGCUAAAAGACACGGCUGUGCCAUCAAAGUCCCCGGUCAUCAAACCGUGGCCUGAGCUAGAGCAUCGACAGGCAGCCAAGGAGAGAGAACGAGCUCAUCGAGCUAAAGAGCAGUUGGCUGGACAAAUCAUCACUCAGGCUGCGAUAAAUCCAUCUACGCCGUCGCCACCUUCUCCUCCGCCUCCGCCUCCGCCGCCUUCACUGCCGCCGCCUCCACUGCCGCCGCCGCCGCCACCGCCGCCUCCGUUACCACCAUUAACAAUAAAAGCAACAACAACAACAUUAUCACAAUCAACCCCUCCUUCCCCUCUUUCUCAUACCCCCUCUUCCCCUCAAUCUCCUAUUCCUCCUCCUGCUCCAUCUCUAACACCUCCUUUCUCGAGGAAGAGUUAUGCUGUCGAACGUGAAUUCGUCCUUAAUAAUACAAAAGACAUCACAAAGACGGAUUUAUCACCACACACGGAUGAGGAGCAAUCGGAGUCGGGUGAAGGUAGGCUCAUUGUAACCUGGAUGGUAUCCUCUUUCCCAGGACCCCAGGGAAAUUGGGUCAGGGUCUUGGUUGAGGAUGCUCUUUUUUGUCGGUAUUCUUCUCUCCUCAAGCAUAACCAAGUGAUAAUAAAUAUAGUCAGCCUAAGUCGCUUAAAGCGAUGGAAUAAGAUAUAUGCUUUUUAUUUUCCACAAUGA